This is a messenger RNA of Loxodonta africana (African savanna elephant), 12905 nucleotides long. RefSeq names its product FAM111 trypsin like peptidase A (gene FAM111A). Gene Ontology annotation, cellular component: nucleus; chromatin. Gene Ontology annotation, biological process: DNA replication. Lineage: Eukaryota; Metazoa; Chordata; Mammalia; Proboscidea; Elephantidae. The coding region runs from base 268 to 1983 and encodes 571 amino acids. The transcript is spliced from 3 exons. The record is from RefSeq and is a predicted model, not a curated record.
GCGCCCCAUUGGCCGAACCGGCUGUCUAGGCGGAGCCCAGAACCUCUGCUUUUUUCAAUAAGCACCGAGCCACUUUGGGCGCUGGGUCGGAGUCCAGGUGGGCUGGCGCGAACUACAGAUUCUAAGGAUGAGCCAUCAUCACCAGACACACUGAACUCCCAAACUCUGCUAGUUGUUGGGCAAUAAAUUCCUGUCUUCAAGAAUCUACAACGUGGCCCAGCUCCUCAGGUCACUAAAGAACAAGAGAAUAAUUCCAACAUUCUUCAAAUGAAGACGGGCUUGAAGACUGGCUCUAGAAAAUGUCUAAGAGAUAUAACUAACACCCAGGCUCAAAGAUCCAAGUCACCUCAGGGAAAUCCAAAAGACCAGGCCACUCCUCCAAAUAAGAUAAUUACCAUUACCUUGGAUGUAAACCAUAGGGACAAUGAAAAUAGGAAACAUAAGCUCACGUAUAGUGAGAGAGAUAGCUUAUAUGUGGCACUCAAUACUCUUGAGGCUUUCAAAAAAGAGAUGGAGACUCAGCAAGGCAAAGAAGUGCUGGUGCGUGGCAUAGAAGGAAUUGAAGGGUACAUAAACCUUGGGAUGCCCCUCCAGUGUAUUCCUGCAAUGUCCCACCUGGAAAUUACAUUUGUUCCAGGAAGAAGUAAACAAGGUAACCAGAUACUUCGUCAGUAUGACAAAACAGUGUCUACUGACUGUGUCAAAUUUUAUAUUUAUGCAAUUGGGAAGGAGACAAAAAGAAUUGUUAAACACAAAAGACUUCACAAAAAAGGGUUCAAACUCUGCGUCUAUGCUUUCAAAGGAGAAACCGUCAAGGACGCGCUGUGCAAGGAUGGCAGGUUUCUUUCCUUUCUGGAGAAUGAUGAUUGGAAACUUAUUGAGAACUUGGACACUGUUUUAGAAAGCACACUGCCAGUUGAUGACUUCGAGGGCAAGCUCUUUGAGGUUGAAGUUAAGAAGAGAACAAGCCCAAGGGCAACAACCUCUCAGAAUUCUGAGUCACAGCAAAGACACACCAUUAUGCUGAGACCAUACAUUGUGGACCAGUAUCCCAGCUUGGAAAGACAAAGUGAAAAAAUCAGAGAAGACUUCCAGAAAGAAAGAAAGAAGAAAAAGUCAUUGCUUAGCUUUCAUAAAGAAAACUUUGGGAAACUAGUCAUCAACUCUACCACGAUGAAAGAACACAAAGAUUUUUCUCAUUUUGGUCAGUCAGUUGGGUACAUAUCCUGGGACAACAACGGAAACAAAGGUUCUGCCACCUGCUUUGUUUUUAGAGGGCGCCAUGUUCUUACUUGUCGGCAUGUAAUAAAUUUAAUUGUAGGAGAAGGAGUGGAGUCAAGUAAGUGGGCAGACAUAAUUAGUCAAUGUGCAAGGGUGACAUUUGCUUAUGAAGAGUCCAAAGACCAAGAAAAGAACUGCUUUUUCUUUGAAUCUCGGUUUGAGGUAUCUGAUGUAACUCUUGAUUAUGCUGUUCUACAACUGAGGGAAAAUGGACAACCAGUGCCUGUGGGACUCUAUGAUAGAAUUUCUCCUGUACCACUUAAUGGGUUGUUACAUAUUAUUGGCCAUCCAGAUGGAAAGGUCAAGUCAACUGAUAAUUGCCUUGUGAUCCCUCUGGGUCAGCGAGAAAAAAAAUGUCAGGAACAUAUUCAAGCUAGAAAAGCAGAGGGUUGCGAUCCACAUGUUUAUAUGUACACUGAGAAAAGCUUCAAGGAAAUAGUUGGCAACCCUGAUGUGAUUACCUAUGACACCACUUUUUAUUUUGGGUCUUCUGGUUCCCCAGUGUUUGAUUCAAAAUUUUCCUUAGUGGCCAUGCAUACUGCUGGCUACCCUUACAAGUACCAAAAUGGGUUUUCCAGUCUCAUUGAGUUUGGUACUACUAUGGUAGCCAUCCUCCAUGAUAUUAAACAAAAUCAUGGAAUGUCGUAUCAGGCAGAAUGUAUAGAUCAGCAGGAUGUAGAAAUGGUGAGUGAUGAGGAUUAAGGACUAGUGAGAACUCAGUCUAUUUACUAGCUUUAAGGAGUUGCCUAUGGAGUUGUUAUUUCAUGGUUAAUGACGAUAGCUUUCUAAAUCCAAAAUGGUCAGUUUCAUCAAAAAUAAUAGUAAUUAGUAUUAUUGACCACUUUGUAUGUGCCAGGCAUUUUUGUAAGCACGUGAAGAAAUUAAUCCUCAAAACUCUAUGUCAGUUCUGACUCAUAGCGACCCUAUGUACAACAGAACUAAACACUGCCCUUUCCUGCACCAUCCUUACAAUUGUUUUUAUGCUUGAGCCUAUGGCUGCAGCCACUGUGUCAAUCCAUCUCACUAAGGGUCUUCCUCUUUUCUGCUGACCCUGUACUUUACCAAGCAUGAUGUCCUUCUCCAGGGACUUAUCCCUCCUGACAACAUGUCCAAAGUAUGUAAGACGCAGUCUCGCCAUCCUUGCUUCUAAGGAGCAUUCUGGUUGUACUUCUUCCAAAACAGAUUUGUUCGUUUUUUUGGCAGUCCUUGGUAUAUUCAAUAUUCUUCGCCAACACCACAAUUCAAAGACGUCAGUUCUUUGGUCUUGCUUAUUCAUUGUCCAGCUUUCACAUGCAUAUGAUGGGAUUGAAAAUGCUAUGGCUUGGGUCAGGCGCACCUUGGUUUUCAAGGUAAUAUCUUUGCUUUUCAACACUUUAAAGAGGUCCUUUGUAGCAGAUUUGCCCAAUGCAACGUGUCUUUUGAUUUCUUGACUGCUGCUUUCAUGGAUGUUGAUUGUAGAUCCAAGUAAAAUGAAAUCCUUGAGAACUUCAAUCUUUUCUCUGUCAUGAUGUUGCUUAUUGGUCCAGAUGUGAGGAUUUUUGUUUUCUUUAUGUUGAGGUGUAACCCAUACUGAAGGCUGUGGUCUUUGAUCUUCAUUAGUAAGUGCUUCAAGUCCUCUUCACUUUCAGCAAACAAGGUUGUGUCAUCUGCAUAACGCAGGUUGUUAAUGAAUCUUCCUCCAAUUGUAAUGCUUGGUUCUUCUUUAUAUAGUCCAGCUUCUCGGACUGUAUGAGGUAUCCUUAUUUUAAAGUCAAGCAAUGUAAAGGAUGAUAAACCAAAACCCCUUGCUGUUGAGUUGGUUCCAACUCGUGGCAAUCCUGUGUGCUAUGGGGAAGAACUGCUCCAUAGGGUUUUCUUGGCUAUAAUCCUUACAGAAGAUCGCUAGGCCUUUCUUCUGCAGCACUGCUGGGUGGGUUUGAACUACCAACCUGUAAGUUGAUAGAUGAACGCAAACUGUUUGCACCACUCAGGUACCUAAGGGGUGAUAAGAUUAAUAAUCAGUUUUAUGAUGCUAAAAGCAGAGUAAACAUUGAUUUUUUUUUUUUUUUCCGUCUUCUAUAUCUUCUCCCAAAUUCAGUGCUUGAAGCCAGGAUCCAAGACAUGUUCAUCUCAUUAUCCCUAAUGUUUGCCACAUAGAAAGUAAGUGCUCACAAAAUGUAAGGGUGAAUUGGGAGCAAAACUUGACGGCUACAGGUGAUCUUACCUGGUGAGCUAAAAACUUGGUUAGAAAUCAUCUCAAAGUCUUUCAGCAUUUCCGAAGUCCUCAUAUUAUUAAAAUUAUCAGGAUAUAUGUGUCCUGAAAUUAAGAGAAUAAUAACCACUCUAGAUUUAUAGGCUUUUAGGGCAAGGAGGAGAUCUUAAAGAUAAUAUUACUGAUAGAAGAAUUAGUGUUUAAAUAUACUUAUUCAUUUUUUUGACAAUAGACUUUACUUUUUAGAAUAGUGUUAGAUUUAUAGAAAAAUUAGCAGAUAGUACAGAGAGUUGCCAUAUCCCACCACCUCCCCUACACGUAGUUUCCCGUUACUGACAUCUUACUUUAGUGUGGUAUAUUUGUCACAAUGAUCAAUUAAUAUUGAUACUUUAUUACUUCAGAUUUCCUUAGUUUUUGGUUCCAGGAUCCCAUUCAGGACUCUACAUUAUAUUUAAUUGUUGUCAUGGCUCUUGAGGCUCCACUUAGCUGUGCCAGUUUCUCAGACUUCCCUGGUUUUUGAUAACCUUGACAGGUAGAAGCAGUCCUGCUCAGGUAUUUUGCAGAAUGCCCCUCGGUUAGGGUUUGUCUGAUGUUUUUCUCAUGAUUAGACUGGCAUUUUGGGUUCUUGGAGGAAAUCACAGAAGUAAAGUGCCAUUUUCAUCAUCUACCAAGGGUACCUGCUACUAACAUGAUCUAUCACUCUUAAUGUUGACUUUGAUCCCCUGGCUGAAGUAGUAUUUGUCAGGUUUCUCCACUGUAAUGCUACUUUUCUCCCCAUUUGCAUACUCCACUUUUUGGAAGGAAAUCACCAUGCGUAGCCCACACUUAACUGUAAAAAACUGCCAAGCUGUCAUCCAAAGUGGUUGUAUUAUUUUUGCAUUCCCACCAGCAAUGAAUGAGUGUUGCUGUUGUUCCACGUCCUUGUCAGCUUUUGAUAUUGUCAGUUUUUUGGAUGUUAGGAAUACUAAUAAUAUUGCAACUCCUGGGAUUUUUUUUAGGGAGUUAUGAACUUUAUUAAUGAAAUUAGGGCUGUCUUAGAUGAUCUAGGAUAUGUAUGUAUACCUAGCAAUAGUAGAGUAUCAGCCUAGAUUCAGUCAGGAAAAUUGGGCCACUAAAAAUGUUAAAGGAAUAAGGUAUUUAAUAUAGGAAUUGGGGGCUUAUAUGAGUGUGAGAGCAAAGAUCUGUAAGGCUGCAGACAGAGGUGUCGGCCUAAAGCACUGGAAAAGAGAAAGAAGGUGACUGGUUGUGGGGAAGCCUGAGAAGCUGCCAUGUCUUGUCACCAUGAUGGUGAAGUACUAACAUACAGAAUGGUUACAGAGUCGCUGCUGUCAUACGCUACCUACUAUUACAAAGUCCUGUCUGACGGCCAUGACCUUCCAGAAACCAAUGAUUACUGCUUCAUUUCCACCUUCCAGAUUUCUUAUGAGUCUUUUCACUGGCAAACCCUAACCCAGAGCAUACAAGAAUUCUGGGAAAAAUAGUUCCCAGUUUUAUAAAGAAGUGGUGGCAUUAUAAAAUUGACAGCAAAUAAUCAGUACACACCCACACAUGCAAUAGAUACUCAUAUGUAUACUCAUGAGUUAUCCCUAUCGAUCAGGUUGUAAUGCAGUGAGUACCAUAACAUGUAUCUCACAACUUUAAUUGAUUAAGAUGUCAAGUCAGCUGUACUUUGACUUUGUCCUGCAAAUAAAUUGUGAUAUAAACAAAUCCUGUCACCAGGCAUUUUUGUUCACCUGCAGUGUUCUGCCAUGUUUAAUAUCUGAUGUCAUCAUAGAGAAAUAUCAGGUAAAAAUCAGGCUAAAAUUAGACACAGGUAGGAAGAAAAAAGUUUCUGUUUCCAUUGAUCUUUGAUAUAGCUCGCCUCUUUUCUGCCUUCACUGUUUUUGGCUUGGGAAUCCCCAGUGAACUCACAAAAGCUUUAAACAUGGCCUUUCUCUCAUUUCUACCAUUGUUUCUUUCCAAAAAUAUUCAUUUCUUUAUUUUCUUCUUUUCCAUCUUUCACACUGAAACACAAACUCUUGCAUUCUGUCACACCCUUUCCCUGGUCCCUUUGGAGCCAACCUGAAAGAAUUUGAAUUUUAGAUUGUGAAAACUCAAGGUCCCAGUAGUAUUCCCAGUAUGCCUUGGGCAAGUUAACUAAACUUGAGCCUUGAUUUCUCAUCUGCAGUAAUUUUUAGCAUGUUUUAAGCACUGUUUUAACUAUAUAUGCCCACUGAGGCAUCACACUGGCCCUAUGAAGUAGGUAAUUUUAUUAUCCCUAUUUUACUGAUGAGGAGACAGGCACAGAGCAGUUAAGGAACCUGACCAAGGCUGUACAGCUAGUGAAAGCCAGAGUAUGAACCCCAGGCAAUCAAGAUAAAACAACAACAACAAAAACAAACCCAAACCCGUUGCCAUCGAGUCAGUUCCGACUCAGUGACCCUAUAGGACGGAGUGGAACUGCCCCAUAGAGUUUCCAAGGAGCGCCUGGUGGAUUCAAACUGCCGACCUUUUGGUUAGCAGCCGUAGCUCUUAACCACUACACCACCGAGGUUUCCAGUCAAGAUAUAAGAUGGAAAUAAUACUUCUUAGGAGGGUUGAAUAAGGUACUCUCCAUCCCCUUUUCCUUUUGUCCUUUUAACUCUUCAAGUUGUGGUUUUAUGAAUUAUCUUGAUUUGAGUUUGAUUAGGAGAUUUAAGGUUUGAAGAAGAACAGAUCUAAAAUGUUCAGAUUUCUGCAUGGGCAUGAGAGAAAGUGAAGAAGGGAAAUGAGAUGGGAAUUCUAAAGGUGGGAGAAAGGACAAUUGUUCUAUGAAAAGUCUGACCUCUGAUCAAACCCCUUGGUGUUUUAUCAACUUUUUCUACAGCCUCUUUUCAUUUCUUAAUAUACAUACAGAAAAAUACGCGCUUUGGGGAGUGUACACUCCUGUGAGUUUUAACAUGUGUAUAGAUUCUUGUAACCACCACCUGGUCACACCAUCUUGUAAAAGGAUACAGACAAUUCCAACAUGCCAAAGAAUUCCCCCCAUGCUUUGCAAUCUGACUCUUCCCCCGCCCCUAAUCCCUGACACCACUUGUUCUCUGUACUAUAAAACUAAAAGCCAAACCAGUUGCCAUAGAGUCGAUUCCAACUCAUGGCAGCCCCAUGUGUGUCAGAGUAGAACAGCACCCUAUAGAGUUUUCAACUUUUAGAAGUAGAUUGCCGGGCAUUUCUUCUGAAGCACCUUGAGUUGCCAUCUUUUUGGUUAGUAGCCAAGUGCUUAACCAUUUGUACUACCCAGGAACUCCUGCUCUGUUCUAUAACCUAUUGUUGUUGAGUCGAUUCUGACUCAUAGAGACCCCAUGGAAUGGAGUAGGACUGCCCCAUAAGGUUUCCAAGGCUGUAAAUUUUUAAAGAAGCAGACUGUCACAUCUUUCAGACAGCCAUAGUUUCAGCUUCCCUCUUGCCACUAUCUGGAUCAUUCCAUGAUUGUUCUUUCUAGUGCUGACAUCUCUCAGGGGUCUAAAUCUGCAAAUCAAACUGCUGGACACAGGCCCCUCAAACUCGUUAAAAACCAAAGCACUGUGACUCCCCAGAACCACCACCCAGAUCUUACUCUUCCCUGCCCUCUCUGUUCUGCUCACAGCCCCACCAACCACACAGCUUUCCAAACUAAAAUACCUGGAGACAUUUUGUUUGCUCAUUUCUCCUCAUCCCCCCUGUGGAAUCAGUGGUUUUCCUCAAAUGUGACCCCUCUUCUCCAGUUUUUCAUUUCUUUUCUUUCUCUCCCAUCUUUUUCUUUCAAUAGUGUUAUUAUCAUUGUUGUUAGUUGCUGAAGAGUUGACUCUGACUCAUGACAACCGCAUAUAUAACAGAACAAAAUGUUGACAGUCCUAUGCAGGGCUUUGAAUUGAGCCCCUUGCUGAAGGUGGAAAUGCACAUUCUAAGCAAGGGGUUGAACGCUAAUGAACUGGUUCGGAGCCCUGGUCCUAUGCCAUUCUCAUGAUCAUUGGUAUGUUUGAGUCCAACUAUGGUUAUUAUGGUAGCUAACUUUAUCCCCCACUUUAUCACCUGGAUUUUGUUAUUCCAGGGACUGUUCACCUUAUCCUCUGAUAGAAAAUAGAGUGGGAUCAGAUCAUCUCUACCCAGGCAGAGAUUAAACUGAUUUGAAACCGAGCUGCAGAAUUUUAAGUCUGUCUACCUCUGGUGAGCUCUUCAUGUAGAGUGUAGCUCUCCAAGGGGUCCCAAUUGAGGGCUUGGGGUGUUUGCUAGUGUUCCCUCCCUUAUCAAAUCCUGAAAACCAACGUUAUCUCCUGAGCACUGUAAGCCUACAGGAAACUCAGCUCCACUUUCAUUGACUUAUCGGUUAGUUCUUAGCCUCUUGCAUUGUGCCGUUUAAGAGGAGAAAACAGCUCUGUAUAGAGCUCAUUUUUCUGCACCUCCCUUCUUUUUUGUGAAUUUAAGCUUUGACUUCCUUGCCAGAUAUGAACACCAAUUUCCAGCCCUAGGAGAUUGCCAAAAGUUCUGGCUUUUCUGCCUCUUAGUCGUAGCCCUCUGCCUGGGCCCUUUACUCAGAUUCUGCCAUGCAAAGGGCCAGAGAGUAUAUCACUCACAUGUGCUGGUGAAAGGGACACCAACAUCGCUGAGCUCAGUGGUGGCUUCCUCCCAAACUCAGGGCUGGCAGUGGUACAGGCCGUUGCAGAACUAGGCUCAUUGAUAGCAACGGGGAUGACAGAACAUAAAACAGGAGCCAGGAGAGGUGCUGAGCCUUCAGAACAGGUGGAUGCAAUUAUUGUAAUGAGUGGCCAGGUUGAGUGGUAGUCAAGGGGGUCUGACCUACACAGAGUUAUGGAGAUGGCUAUCAGAACACAGUGCUGUUGUUGUUGUUGUUAGGUGCCAUGGAGUCAGUUCCGAUUCAUAGCGAUACAAUAGAAUGAAACACUGCCUGGUCCUGUGCCAUCCUUACAAUCAUUGUCAUGUUUGAGCUCAUUGUUGCAGCCACUGUGUCAGUCCACCUCAUGGAGGGUCUUCCUCUUUUCCGCUGACCCUGUACUCUGCCAAGCAUGAUGUCCUUCUCUAGGGACUGAUCCCGCCGCCCCCCCCCCCAACAAGUCCAAAGUAUGUAAGAAGCAGUCUUGCCAUCCUUGCUUCUAAGGAGCAUUCUGGUUGUAUUUCUUCCAAGACAAGCUCGUUCAUUCUUCUGGCGGUCCGCAGUAUAUUCAAUAUUCUUCACCAACACCACAAUUCAGUGGUGUCAAUUCUUCGGUCUUCCUUAUUCAUUGUCUAGCUUUCUCAUGCAUAUGAGGUGAUUGAAAACACUGGCUUAGGUCAAGUGCACCUUAGUCUUGAAGGUGACACCUUUGCUUUUAAAAACUUUAAAGAGAUCUUUUGCAGCAGAUUUGCCCAGUGCAAUGCAUCUUUUGAUUUCUUGCCACUGGGUCUAAUCACCUGUUACUCAUUUUGCUCAGUUCCCAGGACAUAAUUGGAGUCCCUGGGUGGCACAGACCGUUAAGCCCUUGGCUGCUAACUGAAAGGUUAGCAAUUGGGGUCUACCCAGUGGUCUCUCAGAAGAAAGGCCUGACUACUUCAGGAAAAUCAGCCAUUGAAAACGCUAUUGAACACAGUUCUACUUUGACACACGUGGGAUCACCAUGCGUCAGAGUUGACUCCACAGCAACUGUUUUUAAAAUAUAUAAUUAGAGCCCUUGAAGCCAAAAAGAAUUAAUGCAUUUGAAUUAUGGUGUUGGAGAAGAAUACUGAAUAUACCAUGGAUUUCCCGAAGAAUGAAACACUCUGUCUUGGGAGAAGUACAAACAGAAUGCGCCUAAGAAGUGAGGAUGGCAAGACUACAUCUCAAGUACUUUGGACAUGUUAUCAGGAGGGACCAGUCCCUGGAGAAGGACAUCAUACUUGGUAAAGUAGAGGAUCAGUGAAGAAGAGGAAGACCCUUGAUGGACUGGAUUGACAUAGUGGCUGCAACAAUGGGCUCAAACAUACCAGGACCAGGCAGCGUUUUGUUCUGUUCUACACAGGGUUGCUAUGAGUUGGAUCGGAAUCAACUCAAUGGCACCUAACAACAACAAUAAGCCAAGAUGGUAACUCAAAAACUAUUGCAUCCCAAGUUGGGGGAGGGGGAGAUUAGUGCCAAUAUAAGGAUCUAAAGGACACAAGAAUGGUGGCCUCUGUCAUAUAUGCAUUUAAUUCACCAGUCUGGCUCCUGCAGAAACCAAGUAACUUAUGGACAAAGUCAAUGGAGUACCACAAAGUCAACCAAGUGAUAGACCCAACUUCAGCCCCCCGGUCCAGAUGCAGUAUCUUUGCUAGAGCAAAUUAAUACAGCCUCAGGUACAUGGUAUAUGGCCAUUGAUUGGAUGAGUGUGUUCUUUUUCUGUCACUCCCAUGGGAAGGACAGUAGAUUAUAUUUAUAGUUUUACCCCAGGACCAUAUUAACGCUACCUCCUUCUCUCCUGAUGUAGAUAGGAGAGGUCUGGACUAUCUGUACAUCCUGCAGGGCAUCACACUGAGGCUUCAGAUGAGAUCACAGCCUUGGCCAAAAAAAGUUUGCAAUUUUGUAAGAGACCGUGAGACAGAGGCACCCAGCUAAGCUGCACAUGCAUUCCUGACCCACAGAAGCUGUAAGAUAGUAAAUGUCAUCUUUCAAAGCCACUAAGUUUGGGGUAAUUUGUUAUGUAGCAAUAGAUAGCUAACACACAGAUUAGGAAUUAGCCUUAUAUAAAGUCUAGCUUUCACAAAUAUAAGGAAUUAACUCCAAGGACCUCUACUAAACACUAUUUUGUAAGUGUAGUUACAGCUACUCUGCUUUUUUUUUUUUAAACCACUAAUCACAUUUCUGGAAGUAUGGUUUUUAACAAUUGAACAGCUUUUGAAGGGUUCAGGCAGUCUUUAUUCCAAUCCAUCUUAAUUAGUGAGGUUUUAUUAUGGCCACCAUAUUGCCUAAAUUACAAACUGGGACACAUUGUUUGAUCAAGAGGCAGUUUGGGAGAUGUAGUUCGAAUACUAAAAUGGAAUGUCUGGGAUUUUCAGAGGUUUAUGGUACAGAUUAUUUGAAAUUAAGAUUGUCUUGGAAAAUCUAAGAAGUUUAUAUCUACGUAGAUAAGUAAUUAUUAUAUUAAAUGUAUAAUUACAAGUUAUUGUCUUCAAAUGGGUUGUGAUGAAUUAUAAAUUAUCAUAGCCAAGUGCUUAUCAAAAUAGUUUAUAACCAUAACUGAUUACUAAUGUCAAGUCAUUGAUAUAGUCCCUUCCUCUUACAAAUAAAUCAGGCCAUAUACAAACCCUCUCAUGUGUCAUCAGGCAUUUUGCUUUGCUUUAAUACUCUGCCAUGUUUGACAUGUUUAACAUGGCAGAUACAAGAAGACCAGAUACAAAAUCAGGCUGGACAUAGGUAGAAGCCAGUUUCUCCCUGCUUCCCAUUCAUCCUCCAGAUGGCCUGGCUAGCAUUUGUUAAGAGCCCUUUUAUCUGGGUUAAGCUUUUUCCACUUGGGAAUUCCUGGCUUAGCUGGUCAUCUCUCCAUGACUUCCAGCAUCCUACUGAAUCAUUACUAUUGGUUUCUAGAUGCAUACUUAACCCAGACCACAAGAAAGUCUCCCGAGUCUUCUUACUCUUGGGCUCAUGAUUGGGAGUAAAAGUAGUUCACUACAAUUUUAGAUCACCUCUUCUUCAAUUCUACCUUUGUUUUUCUUCUAGAAUAUUCUAUCCUUGUUUUCUCCCUUCUCUUCUUUCUCAUGAGUCACUUUAACAUUGCCACAUAUCUUGCCUCUUAUAUAAACUCACCAUCUUUGUGUCAUACAAUGUAUAAUAGAAUAGGCAUAGUUUUUUGGGGCCAGCCAGAGGAAUUUUUGAAUAUUGGUUCCCCCUCUGACUAGAUGUGUAAUCUUGGACAGACUGCUUAAAUUCUCUAAGCCUUGUAAUUUGUAAUAAUGGCUCUAACCAAAACAAAACUAAACCCAUUGCCUUCGAGUUGAUUCUGACCGACAGUGACCCUACAGGAGAGUAGGACUGACCCAUAGGGUUUAUAAGGCUAUAAAUCUUUGUGAAAGCAGACUGCCACAUCUUUCUCCCAUAGACAUGAGCAGCUGGUGAGUUCAAAUCAUGACCUUUCAGUUAGCAGCUGAGCCUUUUAACCACUGCACCACAACCAGGGCUCCUUAUAAUAGCUCUAAACAAAAAAAAAAAAACCCGUUGCAGUUGAAUCAAAUCUGGCUCAUAGCAGACCCUAUAAUAGCUCUGAGGUUAUUGUUGUUAGGUGCCCUCAAGUCAGUUCCAACUCAUAGUGACCCUAUGCACAACAGAACAAAACACCGCCUGGUACUGCGCCAUCUUCACAAUCGUUUCUAUGCUUGAGCCCAUUGUUGCAGCCGUGGUGUCAAUCCAUUUUGUGGAGGGUUUUCCUCUUUUUCACUAGCGCUCUACUUUACCAAGCAUGAUGUCCUUCUCCAGGGGCUGAUCCCUCCUGAUAACAUGACCAAAGUAUGUGAGACGUAGUCUCAACAUUCUUACUUCUAAGGAGCAUUCUGUUUGUACUUACUCUAAGACAGAUUUGUUCCUUCUUUUGGCAGUGCAUGAUAUAUUCAAUAUUCUUUGCACACACCACAAAUCAAAGGCAUCAAUUCUUCUUUGGUCUUCCUUAUUCAUCGUCCAGCUUUCCCACGCAUAUGAGGUGACUGAAAACACCAUGGCUUGAGUCAGGUGCACCUUAAUCCACAAGGUGACAUCUUUGGUUUUCAACACUUUAAAGAGGUUUCAGUUGAGCUUCCACACCAAGACAGAUUAGGAAGAAGGACCUGUCCGUCUACUUCUGAAAAGAAUUAGCCAGUGAAAACCUUAUAAAUAACAGUGGAACACUGUUUGAUAUAGUGCCUGAAGAUUAGCCCUUUAGGUUGGAAGUCAUUCAAAAUAUGACUGGGGAAGAGCUGCUUCCUCAAAGUAGAGUCAACCUUAAUGAUGUGGAUGGAGUCAAGCUUUCAAGACCUUCAUUUGCUGAUGUGGCAUGACUCAAAAUGUGAAGAAACAGCUGCAAACAUCCUUUAACAACCAGAAAGUGGAAUGUGUGAAGUAUGAAUCUAGUAAAAUUGGAAAAUGUCAAAAAUAAAAUGGAACACAUAAACAUCCAUAUCCUAGGCAUUGUUGUUGUUAGGUGCCAUCGAGUCAGUUUUGACUCAUAGCGACCCUAUGUACAACAGAACGAAACACUGCCUGGCUCUACACCAUCCUCACAAUCGUUGUUAUACUUGAGCCCAUUGUAGCAGCGACUGUGUCAAUCCAUCUUGUUGAAGGUCUUCCUCUUUUUCGCUGGCCCUCUACUUUGCCAAGCAGAUGUCCUUCUCCAGCGACUGAUCCCUCCUGACAACAUGUCCAAAGUAUGUGAAAUUUAGUCUUGCCAUCUGACUUAGUCAUCUAGUGCUGCUAUAACAGAAACACCACAAGAGGAUGGCUUUAACAAAGAGAAAUUUAUUC